Molecule: messenger RNA, 2415 nt
Organism: Dichotomopilus funicola
Lineage: Eukaryota; Fungi; Ascomycota; Sordariomycetes; Sordariales; Chaetomiaceae
Product: Mak10 subunit, NatC N-terminal acetyltransferase-domain-containing protein
Exons: 7
Coding region: 1-2415 (804 amino acids)
Biological process (GO): N-terminal peptidyl-methionine acetylation
Cellular component (GO): NatC complex
Source: RefSeq, a predicted model, not a curated record
AUGAACUCGUUUGACGAUGAGCAGCUGCCUUUGACUCAGGGGUUCGGAGACCUCAGCCUUGGGAACGAUUACUACAGCCCCAAACCGGGACUCGCAUUCGAAGAACCUCCGUCCCCCAUGAUCUCCUCCGAGGGCAUCAUUGCCCAAGAAAUUACCGAUAAAUUCUUAUCUGCGGCUGCGAAACUAGAACCAGGUGAACUUGUGAAGGAUGGUUUCUUUACGCUGUUUGAGUCCGUCGGGGCUCUCGAGGUCAUGGAUCCAAAGAUGGAUAGUGGGUGUCUAGCGCCUGGAGAGUCUUUGGACGAUGACUACGAUGUUUCCCGGCUGCUAUCUCCGAGUGAGGUUAUUGGUAUUAUUGACCAGCUGUUCUCGCUAGAGAUGGCCUGGCAUCUCGGAUACCCCCUUUCCCAAACACUCUUCACAAGCGUCUACGUGGAAAAGUUACAACACCCCAACCCAACAACGAUUCAUGACGCCGACUUCAUUAGGGGCCAUGCUGCUGAUUCGCCACGGGACCCCAUGCAUACGGUUCUAAGAGCGUACUGUUUAGGACUGCUCAAGGCAUGCUACUUCGUCAAUGAGCGCAUCAAGUCCGAGCACAUAUAUGAGGAAGAAGAUUUUGUGACCAACACGUACAAUCGCUCGCUGCUGGAGUCCCUCAACCGCUCUGACAUCUACGACGAGAUUGUGACCGCCCGCCAGGUGCUUCGCGACACGCAUCACACCGAGACCAACGAACUCGCUCAGGCACUAGACUUCCGCCUCCAGUUCCGCCUCGCUUUCUUGCGCGCCAUCGAGCUGUCCGAACUGCGCACCGACCCGGCCUCGCUGACUCCGCCAUGGGCGGAGAUGCAAGCGGUUUGGAGCAAAAUUAGCAAGACCCGUGAUCUCGGCUCAGCUGUCCCAGGGGCGUUCAGCACUAAGAUCCAGCGCCGUCUAGCGAGCACGAUGCCACCGCGGCCGAUCGUGCAACCAAGUGCUCAGGAGACGCAGCGACAUUUUGAGAAGCUCAUCGAGGACGGGAUGAGUGUGCUUAACGUGUUGAAUUAUACCGACUCGCAGAGCCUGCUUAAAUUCGUCUUGACGUUUCAGGCCCAAAAGCCGCAGCCGAUGGUGUACGUCCGGGCGUUGUUACAAAACUUCCUCUUCCAUGACAUGAUCAUUCUCGGCCAACUUAGCAUCCGUCGGGUCAUGGAUGACGACCUAUCGAUCGUAGUGCUCCCCGAUAGCAUCCUCUUGGAUCCCAUAAACGACACCAUCGAAGCCCCACACCAGCCGCGCUUCAUCAUAGCUAGCCACAUGGAGAUCUUUCGUCAACGCGCCGCCCAGUCGUAUCUCGACAUCUUUCGCGCAUUCUGCCAGAAUCGUUGCCGUGUCCGCCGCACCCUGUUCCACUCGCUACAGGACUGGGAAAUGCUGCAGGCUGAGGCCGAAGAAAUCGACGAGCUGCUACAACCGCACGCCGACGAGAAACUCCUCGUCUAUCCCCCGAGGACCGGCGGUAUACCCACGGGCUCUAUGCCUCUGUCGUCCUGGGCCUACCACUACAAACUCCAGCUGAUGCAGUGGACAGUCCAGCUCGGGUUCGAGCUAGAAAUAUACCAACCCAACGAGCUAGCAAGCAUGUACUGGUAUCUGGCGUAUCUCGCGCAAACCCACAUCUACCACAUCGAUCGCAUCAAGUUCUUCACCACACACCGUCUAGAGACUACACACCCGACAUCACCACAGUAUCCCCGUUCCCAGGCCUUCCUCGAACACACCCACGCUCUCACCCGCGCCACAUUCUCCCUCGCUCUUGCCCUCAGCACCCUCUACACAGCCCUCGCCCGUCUCGGCCUUCUGCCCUCCCUCACAACAUCAUCCUCCCCCCUAGCGCCGCCGGCCUCGUCUUCCAGCCGUCCGUAUAGCACCGAUGCGCUCCGCCACGAGAUCCGGAUGAAACCGUUUGCCUCUGUUAGUCUGCCCGACCUGCCGUCGCAUGAGAUGAUGGUGCAGGCGACGACGAGGGGGGGGAUGAGCAGCACGGCGGGGUUGUUGGAGGAAGUGAAGGGCAGCGUGGCGAAUGUGAGACGACAGCUGGGGGUACUGGCUGCUUUGGCCGGAGAUGACGGGGAAGAAGGGACCAAGAGGCGUGAUGAUAAUGGGGUAGCGGGAGAAUGGAGUACGGCGAACGGGAAUAAGGUAUUUGCGGUGGGAUGUUUGGACCGAUGGAAGGGACAGGUGGUGGAGGGUUGGAUGAAGGCUGUUGUGGAGAUCGAGGAGGUGGUGGAGAGGGUGAGCAAGGCGGAAAAUGAAACCAAGGGUGGUGGGGUGAAAGGAGAAGGGGUAGUAACGAGGUUGAAGCUGAAGGUGCCGCGACCUAGUGAGGCGGGUCACGAGUGGUGGAUUGUGCCGAGGAUCGUUAAGGAAUAG